AUGAUAACCCCGUCGCCUACCCCGUCACCCGCCGAUUCCAAAAAGUGCACACCUGCAUCCCGGAAUACGACGUCUGCAAUUCCGACAAUUCCGACUGCACAACAGUGUACUCUACGCGGACGUAUAAUUGGUGCUCAGCGGUGGUGGAAAGGUCGUCGUCGCUGCCGGCAAUGUCCUGUGUACAAGCUACCGUCACCAAGUAACUUAUGCCGUUUCGUACGGGGAUUGCAGCAAGGGCAAGUACUCCCGUGUCCGCAUUGAGAGCUGUCCGGAAGGCCAUGAUCGGGAGUGCGAGGUUUGGUACGAGAAGUGGGUGGAGCAAGUCUACGAGGAAGAGGAAGUGGUGCGCAUCGUGCCCGUGACUGUCAAUACCUACUGUCCGAAACCCUCCACCAUCAUCUAUGCCGGGAGUACGGUUACGGUCUUGGAGGUAGCGACGACGGUGGUGUUUGUCACGCAGAGCAGGGUUACUAGUACUGUUACGGUUACAAGAUUGAGCACUACUACUGAUACUGCUGUGAGCACUCUCGUCCUGGGUGUGAAUGAUCGAUUGACGCUAGUGGAGCGUGAGACCGCAUAUGCUACACCCGGAUACUACCCCAAUCCUCCCACCAAACCCCAACCUCAGCACCAACCUCUACAGCAAGGCAUUUCUCCCCCACAAACUACCGCCCAACUACCCCAACCCUCCACUGCUGCAUUGGGAUGGAAGCCGCGGGCAUAG
Tuber aestivum (summer truffle) is the source of this 724-nucleotide messenger RNA. NCBI's taxonomy places the organism in Eukaryota, Fungi, Ascomycota, Pezizomycetes, Pezizales, Tuberaceae. The record is from the annotation of a GenBank genome assembly.